GCAAUUCCGACAUAAGCAGCCGGCGUUCUCUUUCUCUCCCUUCCUUUCUCCUCCUUCCAAUGGAUCCAACUCUCCGCUCAAUUCCUCCCAAGCCCUAACCCUAGAAUUAAUCCAGGGAGAUGGGGGGAGAGAAAGGUUCGAAAUUUUGCAUUUGGGAAUCAGUUAAUUUUUUAUUGAGAGAAACCCAACAAGAAGAAUAGGAAAAAGUUCAGAUUUGCAAUGCCAAUUUUCCCCAUUUCAAUUCCAUUCCCGUUCCGUUCCUUCAUUCAAUUCCAUCCCGUAAGUAUUGCUUGAUUUGAAAUCCCAUCAAAUGAUUUCCAAUCCAAACCUAAUCCUCUACGCCUGCGUUGCCAAAGGGACCACAAUUCUCGCCCAAUUCACCAGAGAGCCCGAUCUCGAACGCUUGGCUCUACAAUGCCUUGAAAGAACCCCACCUCUCCACUUGAUGCACUCUCAUACCGUCAGGAAAAGAACCUACACGUUCUUAAUCCAAGACCCUUUUGUCUACUUCGCAAUAUUCGAUGAGGAUUUGGUGCAAUCGGAGGGACUUUGGUUCCUCAACCGCGUAAAAUUCGAUUUCGAGGAGGUUGUCAAAGGCGGGGCUUUAAAGGGUUUGGAUAAUCUCAGCUCUCAUUGCCUGCAAAAGCAAUGUGACCCCAUUUUUCGCGAAGUAAUGGCGUUGGAUUUGACCUUCGAGAAUCCUUCGCCAGCGAGUGAUUUGACCAAGAGUAGUCGGAAUCCGAGUUUGGACUCGUCGAAAGGAAUGAAGAUGGUGAUGAUACCGCUCUUGCCCUGUUCGAGUCGGAGUAAAGUGUCGAAGAAGAAGAAGAGGAUGAGUGGGGAGGGUAAUGGGGAUGCUAAAGAAGCUACAUCGGAGAAUACGACGGAUGCGUAUGAUGCUAGUGAUGGUGUGUUCAGGGAUUUUGCGUUGCCGGUGCAUAAGAGUUUCCCGCAUGACCGGCAAAAGGCAAAGAAUAUUUGGAGGAAACAUGUGUGGGUGGUGUUGUUGCUGGACUUUCUCGUGUGCGCGAUUUUGUUUGCUGUAUGGUUGUGGGUUUGCCGGGGAUUUGAGUGUCUUUCAGGUUGAGGUAGGGUUGGUUUUAUGGCAAAAGGACUUAAAUGGGACAAGCGGUGCAUGAUGAAGAUGUACAAGUAAGUGUGGUUGAUUGCUUCUGUUGGUAAUUUUUCGUGGGGGUUUUUUUUUUUUUUUCCUGUGAAAUCCUUGUAUUGUAUGAAUUUGAAGACAAGUAAUGUAGCUCAUACAGUUCAGUUAUAGUCUUAUAGAUACAUUCUCAUGUAAUGUGUUCAAUUGUGUUAUACCUACAGAUACUACUUGUGCAGGCACUGCCUCUA
This is a messenger RNA of Corylus avellana, 1353 nucleotides long. Its product is annotated as SNARE-like superfamily protein. The record is from RefSeq and is a predicted model, not a curated record. NCBI's taxonomy places the organism in Eukaryota, Viridiplantae, Streptophyta, Magnoliopsida, Fagales, Betulaceae. Gene Ontology annotation, cellular component: membrane.